This is a messenger RNA of Labrus bergylta (ballan wrasse), 849 nucleotides long. Lineage: Eukaryota; Metazoa; Chordata; Actinopteri; Labriformes; Labridae. The record is from RefSeq and is a predicted model, not a curated record.
AUGGAGCCACUAAGAGGAAAUGAGUCUUUUCACAAAUAUUUCAUCCUCAACAGUUUUAAUGAACUUGGUGCCCUGAGGCUGGUUCUCUUCUUCCCUUUCUUCAUCAUGUUCAUCCUGUCACUGUUGGCUAACUCCCUGCUGCUGUACGUCAUCAUAUCACAGAGAAGCCUCCACUCACCGAUGUACAUCCUCAUCGCCGGCAUGGCCUGUGUGGAUCUGAGCCUUCCACUGUUCUUUGUUCCCAACAUGCUGCUGAACUUCCUGUUUGACUGGAGGGGAAUCUCUCUGAUUGGCUCGUCCUCGUUAUUGGUUUGGAUGGCCCUGGACCGAUACUUUGCCAUCUGCACUCCCUCUCUUGCAGUAAAUUUGGCAGGAUUAUUACCAUUCUGUCUCAGAAAUGUGAUAGACCACUGUUUCUGUGAGCACAUGGCCUUGGUGGAGCUGGCCUGUGGAAGCACCAUCGUCAACAGUCUGGUGGGGUUGAUCUCUGUGUUCCUUAUCCCUGUGGCAGACUUCAUCAUUAUCGCUGUCUCCUACAUCAUCAUAUUCAGCUCUGUGCUGAGGUCUGGAAAGUCAAGGGUCAAAGCUCUCCACACCUGUGUGACCCACAUUGUGGUCAACACUGUCAGUCUAUCCAUCAUACUCAUAGCAUUCCUGUCCUAUCGGAUCAGAAAUGGUCUCCCUGCAGCCAUUCGGGUUUUCAUCAGUAUCAUGUAUCUGUUCUUUCCGAGCUGUUUCAACCCCAUCAUCUAUGGCAUGAGAACAGCUGAGAUAAGACAGCACAUUGUGAAGAUGCUCUCAUGGUGUAACUUUGUCCAAACUGGCCCCAAUUCUUUACAAAACUAUUAA